CUGAUGAUGUGUUUCUUUUGUUUGCGUGUGUGAGUGAUGUCUCCGCCAUUGGGACUCAUUUAAGCCGAGAACUGAAAUAGGUUGUACCUUUCUUAAAUCGGCAAAAAUCUUUACAAUCUUCCUGUCUUUACUUGUAAUAUUUAGUCAUAUUCCGUGCACAAACAUUCUAUCCAAUGGCAGACAGAGACACAGAUGAGUUAAACAUCGACAAUGUCAUAAAAAAAUUACUAAAAGUCCGGGGCGAGAAGCCUGGCAUGAAUGUACAGUUAACGGAAAUCGAGAUCAAAGGGCUAUGCUUAAAAUCGCGGGAAAUAUUCUUAUCACAGCCCAUAUUACUUGAAUUGGAAGCCCCUCUAAAAAUAUGCGGUGACAUCCACGGACAGUACUAUGACUUGCUCCGGCUCUUCGAAUACGGAGGCUUCCCACCCGAGUCCAACUACCUGUUCCUCGGGGACUACGUGGACCGCGGGAAGCAGUCGCUGGAGACCAUCUGCCUGUUGCUAGCAUACAAGAUCAAAUAUCCGGAGAACUUCUUCUUAUUACGGGGGAACCAUGAGUGUGCUAGCAUUAAUAGGAUUUAUGGAUUCUACGACGAGUGCAAACGGAGGUAUAACAUCAAGCUAUGGAAAACGUUCACAGACUGCUUCAACUGCUUACCCGUCGCAGCUAUAGUCGACGAGAAGAUCUUCUGUUGCCACGGCGGUCUCUCACCGGACCUGCAGGCCAUGGAGCAGAUCCGGCGGAUCAUGCGGCCCACCGACGUGCCGGACCAGGGGCUGCUGUGCGACCUGCUGUGGUCCGACCCCGACAAGGACACCACGGGCUGGGGCGAGAACGACCGCGGCGUCAGCUUCACCUUCGGCACCGAGGUGGUGGGCAAGUUCCUGUCGAAGCAUGAGUUCGACCUGAUCUGCCGCGCGCAUCAAGUGGUUGAGGACGGUUACGAGUUCUUCGCCAAGCGACAGUUGGUUACUCUAUUCUCGGCGCCCAACUACUGCGGCGAGUUCGACAACGCAGGUGCCCUGAUGUCUGUGGACGAGACGCUGAUGUGCUCGUUCCAGAUCCUGAAGCCGGCCGACAAGCGCAAGCUGUACUCCGGCCUCAACAUGGGCCGCCCCAACACCCCGCCGCGCGCGCAGCCCAAGAACAAGAAGAAGUGA
Molecule: messenger RNA, 1160 nt
Organism: Cydia fagiglandana
Lineage: Eukaryota; Metazoa; Arthropoda; Insecta; Lepidoptera; Tortricidae
Product: serine/threonine-protein phosphatase alpha-2 isoform
Exons: 7
Coding region: 174-1160 (328 amino acids)
Cellular component (GO): nucleus; cytoplasm
Molecular function (GO): protein serine/threonine phosphatase activity
Source: RefSeq, a predicted model, not a curated record